This is a messenger RNA of Zootoca vivipara (common lizard), 2289 nucleotides long. It is a transcript of the gene RING1, whose product is annotated as ring finger protein 1. Gene Ontology annotation, cellular component: PcG protein complex; ubiquitin ligase complex. Gene Ontology annotation, molecular function: chromatin binding; ubiquitin protein ligase activity. The record is from RefSeq and is a predicted model, not a curated record. Gene Ontology annotation, biological process: negative regulation of DNA-templated transcription. NCBI's taxonomy places the organism in Eukaryota, Metazoa, Chordata, Lepidosauria, Squamata, Lacertidae.
AGGAGGAGAAGGAGGAGGAAGAAGCAGGAGACGGAGAGGCGCCUACGGGGAUCCCGGGGAUCCCAGCAGCCUGCCAUGGCGACGCCGGCCAACGUGCAGAGCGCCAGCAAGACCUGGGAGCUCAGCCUGUAUGAACUUCACCGGACGCCGCAGGAGGCCGUAAUGGACGGGACGGAGAUUGCUGUCUCCCCGCGAAGCCUCCACAGCGAGCUGAUGUGCCCCAUCUGCCUCGACAUGCUCAAGCACACCAUGACCACCAAGGAGUGCUUGCACCGAUUCUGCUCCGACUGCAUCGUGACGGCCCUGCGGAGCGGGAACAAAGAGUGUCCGACCUGCCGCAAGAAGCUGGUCUCCAAACGCUCCCUGCGCCCCGACCCGAACUUUGACGCCCUCAUCUCCAAGAUCUACCCCAGCCGGGACGAGUACGAAGCGCACCAAGACCGGGUCCUGGCCAAGCUCAACCGCCUGCACAACCAGCAGGCCCUGCGCAGCAGCAUGGAGGAGGGGCUCAAGAUGCAGGCUAUGAACAGGGGGCAGCGGGCCCGGAAGCACCCCCAAGAGUCGGACAACACCACCUUCAGCGGGGCGGAAGACAACUGCGACAGCCGCUCGCACCUCAGCAAUGCCUCGGCCCCCAGCCAGAUCGAGGCCGGACCGAGCUGCAAGCGCUCCCGGGCCUCGGACGAGUCCUGCGCCGAGCCGGAGACCUCGCACGAGGGGGACCGCCGGAGCCCUGAGCCGGGCGCCGAGCCCAGCAGCAGCGAGAUCGAGCUGGUCUUCCGCCCCCACCCAGUCCUGGUGGAGAAGGGAGCCUAUGCCCAGACCAGGUAUGUCAAGACCACGGCCAACGCCACGGUGGACCACCUCUCCAAAUACCUGGCCCUGCGUAUUGCCUUAGAAGAGGCUCCGGGGGCCGGAUCCGAAGCCCCCGCCCUGGAGGGCGUCAGCGAGAAGCAGUACACCAUUUACAUCACCACUGCCGGGGGGGCCUUCACGACGCUGAACGGAUCCGUCACCCUGGAGCUGGUGAACGAGAAGUACUGGAAGCUGAGCAAGCCCCUCGAGCUGUACUAUGCCCCCACCAAGGAGCAGAAAUGAGGGCUGAGCCCCCCCCCCACAAGACUGUUGGGCUAACAGCAAGUGUUUAAGCGGGGGGGAGAGGGGGGCACCGGCAUGGCCCCCCACCGCCACAGGGACUCUCCGAGGAAGACGAGGAAGAGGAAGGAGCUUAAAGCGCUUUGCAAGGGGUGGGGGGGUUGCCCAAAUGGCUGAAACUGCUCCCCCCUCCACUGCUUCUGGCACACUUAGCCCCCUCCCACCUAGAAAAGACUGAUGCCCCCAAAGAAGGCUGGGUGGGGGAGCGUGAUGGCAUCCCAACCCCCUCUGUUUUGGCUUCCCCUCUUCUCCCCCAAAGGACGGGUGCCCCCUCCCUGAGCAGGAAUGGGGGGCCUUGCAAUGGUGGGGGCAAGGGGGUUGCUGCUGUUGCUGCUGCUGUUGCUGCUGCUGAGAGCAGGCAUUUCUCUCUGGCCUUUUUACAGCUGUUUUCUCCCCCCCCCCUUUUGUGGAAUUUAAUUCAUCAAGGAGUUUUUUUGCCUCUUUGAAAGACUGGAGCCUCUCUCUCUUUCUCUUUCUCUCUCUCUCUCUCCCCCCCCCACUAGGAGGUGAGGCAGGGCAGGGUGGGCAUGCAGACCCCAAAAUCACAAAAUUGUAGGGCUGGAAGGGAACUCCAGAGGUCCUCUAGUCCAACCCCCUGCCAUGCAGGAAUAUCAGCUAAAGCAUCCAUGUCAGCUGGCUCUUAAUAAUAUAUGGAAUGUAAUUUAUUUAACCCGUUAAGAGAGGAGCCUGACAUUACGUCCGACCUCAGGCAAAAAAAACGUAGAGCUGGAAGGGAACCCCAAGAGUCAUCUAGUCCAACCCCGUGCAAUGCAGGAAUAUGCAGCUGUUCCUUAAGGGGCUUGAACCUGCGACCUAGGUGUAUCUACCUUUAAAGCCUUGCCUUACCUGGACGGUUGGAGCCCCUAGCCCUGCCUCGUAUCUGGCAGGUAUCUGCCGUAUGAGUUUUUGAGCAAAGGUCCCUCCUCACCCCCUUCUCUCUUGGGCCUCUGGCAAACUCUGGGAAAUCUCAAGUUGCUAGAUCUCAAGGAACUGGAUAUUUCCCCCCCCCCCCUGUGCUUACUACUCCAAAAAGACCAGGGGUGUUUUGCUGCCAGAAACUGAGAGGUAUAGCCAGAUCAAUAAUAACACAACACAGGAGAUGUGUCCCUUUUUAUUUGUGUCCCCACCCCCACC